AGUUAUUGCCACGCUGGCAGUUCAAUUGACAAUAUCGUGCUAUAAAUCGAACAUUUGCACUAUCUUCGAAUAAAAUAAACAGUUUGUUGCAGUACUAGUGUACUGAAGCUGGCAUAUAAUAGUAAAAAUUUCUUGAUAUGCUUAAAGGAGCAUUGUGAGUGAUUUGAAUGGACAUUGGAUGUAAAUGUUGAAGGUAAAAAAUAGCAACCAAUUUCGAAAGAUGCUCUCUCGCUCACUUGGUAAGCAAUAAGAGCCUCAGGGUGGGGCGAAGAGGCCGAAUGUCUGUCCGACUGUCCGUGACGGGUUCCUUUCCUCCGUUAGUUGCCUGAUGCGCUUUAUCGUGUCUGAGUGUAACGUUGGUGCAGUGCCUAAAGUGUUUUUUUUUAAUGGAAACGUAGUGAUUGCAGUGCAUUCUAUGUAAUAAACAUAUACACGUAAAGUGUACGAUUGAUAACCAACGAGGGAUGUCGUCUACAGAUAUCAAUCUGAUGGAUUUCCUCUUCCCAAGAGAAGACGCUUUCCUAAAAGGCGACAUUAAGGACGAGCCUUUCAUAGAUCAGAGCUACAACGAUGACGCCAUCACGGCGGAAGAAUGGCCAACCAAUCCAGACGAUUUUCUGGACUCUAUUUUCAAGCUGGAGGAUAAUCAAUUCAACUUGAUCGAUAAUGAUUUAGAUGCGAUCCCUUCUUCCUCGUCGGACAGCGGGCUGUCGAGUGCGCUGAGUCUCUCUUGCGAACAACAAUUAAGCCCGCUUCUGCCGAUCGAGGAGGAUCAAGUGGAGAUGAGUAAUUCUGAGAUGAGCAGUCCUCAGAAUAUCAUGGAUUUUGAUUCGUUGGGCAGUCCUAAUCAAUCGAUGGCCAGUGUAGAUAGUCCUGUCAGAUCGGUGGUUAGUUCUAAUAUUGGUUCACCCGUCAUGGAUGUAGCCGAAGAAAUGGACGUGGAACACACCCUCGUGGCUGUGGUGAACCCGACUAACACCGUGGUAGAUGCUAAUACGACAAUUAUAACGGAACAACCGGUUAUCGAUUUAGAAAAAACACCGAAACCUCAGAUUCACGUUGCAUCUCCGGAAAAUAACACGAUAAAUGUGCGCAAUAUCACUUGCAAUGGGAAACGGAAUAUCAGACAAUUGAUACGCGUUACACCGAUGGGUUCCGGUAAUCCAAGAUCGAUCCUACUGCCAGUGAGUUUGAAAGACAUGAAAGAAGUGAGAACCAUCAAGAUCAUCAACGCUUCCCAGGCUAGAAAUCUCAAAGGGUUCAAGAUCAACCAGGCCAACAUCAUUAACAAACCAGUUCAGAUGAACAUCAAACAAGAAUUCAAAGAAGAUUCCAGUAGCGAGAAGGGUUGCAAUUCGAGCGACGAGGUCUCAGAAUCGGAUUCCCCGUAUCCGAGGCUAAAACUGAACGCAGAGGAGAAACGUCUGCUCCAAAAAGAAGGCAUCACCCUGCCUACUCAUUAUCCGUUGACGAAGCACGAGGAAAGGGAAUUGAAGAGGAUCAGGCGCAAGAUUCGCAAUAAAAUUUCCGCUCAAGACUCGCGGAAGAGGAAAAAGGAGUACGUGGACGGAUUGGAAGAUCGGGUGAAGCAGUGUACCGAGGAGAAUAUGACACUGUUGAAACGUAUCAAGGCGCUUCAGUCGCAGAAUCAGAGCCUGGCCGGCCAACUGAAGAGGUUGCAAGCACUGUUGCAAAAAGGCAACAAGAGCGCCCAGCCUGCCACUUGUCUAAUGGUUUUGCUGCUCUCGUUGGCCUUGGUUGCUGUGCCGAAUCUUCGGCCACACUCCAAUUCAAACAAUGAACUCACGCAAGAGCAGGAACAGCCGGAGAAAAUGCCACCUUUGGCGGGUCGUUCUCGAACGUUACUCUACACGAAACAGCUGAUGGACGAGGAAUUGCAGCAAUAUAGCGAGGAAUUGCUGCAGGAAGUGGAGGGCCUUUUGGAUCACGAUUACAGCCCUACAAUUCAGCCACCCCUAUACAAACGUCCUCGCAUGGACACAGAUUCUCCACCGAAAUGCAUCUUGUCUUCCGAUCAUAUCGGAGGAACGCUUUGCGGAAGACAGGAAGUCACGAUGAAAUCGAACAGGAAAUACAUCGAGCCACCGUUAGACGAUGUUUGGCCACCACCGAAUCCAGGCGGGCAAAAGAAUGUCAAAAAGGUGGUGGAUAAGCUCGAAGCAUUGACCAACGAGCUGAAGAUUAAUAUUUCUGAUUCGGAAGGCAUGAGAACUGUCCUUCUAAAAGUUCCUCAGGAACAAUAAAUAAAUGGGAGAGAACCAAUUGUCACGAUAUUAUAUUUUUCUAUCAUUUGUAACCCUUUGCGAUUGGAUCUGUUUAUAUUGCUGAUACGUGACAUUUCUUGAAAAUAUUCUUGGAGAAGAAAAUUAUAAAUUAUGAAAUAAUCUAUUUAAAAAAAAAAAUUUUAAAUAGAAGUUGUUCAGAAUAAUCAAAGGAUCUAGAGAUGAAUUGAAUGGAGUUUCAAAAUAAAUCGAUAUACUUCUUUUUAUUAAUACAUGGUUAAUGAAAAUUUUCGAAGAUUCUAAAUUAUUUUGAACCAUGCAUUCUCUUUUAAUUCGAUCUCUUCUAAAUGAAAAAUCAUAAAGGGUUAACUGUUGAAUAAAACACUCCGAUAAGAAACAUACACAAAAGAGAAUAGAAUUCUGUAGUUUUUAAUUAAUUUUUCUGCGUGAAUAUUUUCUAGAGAUUAAUGAGAAUCCGUUCAACUAGCAUAUUUUAAACAAUCGGUCGAUAUUUUUCACUAGCAAUGGGAUUAGGAAUUUUCGUGUAAGUCUAUACUACUUUUAAGAGUUUAUCGAAAUCAUACGUGCUCUUCUAUAUUUUCCUCUUCUUCUCGCAUAUUUUUAGCGUUAUAUCAUCGAAGCUAUCUCAUAUUCAUAUACUAUAGUUCAUUCGUGCUUUUCAUCGAUAAUUUUACAUAUAUUCUAUCAGUAAACGAAUUUCACAAACUUGAUUUUUCAUAUCACUUUGUCUGUUAUAGUCAACUGCACACCGUCAUAGUUAGGUAUUGAUCGUCUUUAGAUGAUUUUUCAAGAGUUUUUAUCGAUUGAAUGAUAUUUAAGAUUUAUCUAUUUAUAAGAAGAAUUUAUUAUGAGAGUUUUACAGUUAAUAUUGAUGUUGCCGAUGAUAAGAGAAAUAAAAUUUGUAAAUAGUCAUUAUACGAAUUGUCAAAACGACACACAUACAGAAAGAUAUACAUAUAUUAUUAUUAUUAUAUUAAAUAGAUAUAAUAAAAGAAAUAUAUCGUAGCUUUAAUUUUAAAAGAUACGAUUUUUAAUUCUGUACUACUGUACACAAAAGAUGAUAUUUACAGAAGUAUAGUAGUAAAUUGUAAGUAAUAAGUUGAUAAAGAAUUUGUUUAUA
Messenger RNA from Apis dorsata (giant honeybee), 3384 nucleotides. RefSeq lists its product as uncharacterized. The transcript is spliced from 5 exons. Lineage: Eukaryota; Metazoa; Arthropoda; Insecta; Hymenoptera; Apidae. Gene Ontology annotation, cellular component: nucleus. Gene Ontology annotation, biological process: regulation of transcription by RNA polymerase II. Gene Ontology annotation, molecular function: DNA-binding transcription factor activity, RNA polymerase II-specific; RNA polymerase II cis-regulatory region sequence-specific DNA binding. The coding region runs from base 465 to 2264 and encodes 599 amino acids. The record is from RefSeq and is a predicted model, not a curated record.